CCAAGGAGGGGGAGCAGGGCAGGCUCAGGAGGGGCAGCAAGGCUAAGGGUAGGGACAGCCUCUGGGGUCCAGCCAGGCUGGAGGAGAUGGCAGCUGCAGGGCUGGGGUAGCUCUGGGGGCUCAGCACAGGCAGGGAGCUGCUGGGGCAGGGCCAGAGCAGGCCACAGCCAUGCUGGCAGGGCUGGCAGCCCUCUGCUGGCAGGCCAGGCUGGCACAGCUGGGGGUGCCCAGCCCGGAGCAGGCUCCAGGGACACCUUGUGGGGGCCUGGCAGGGCUGGAAGGGGCCCAGGAGAGAGCUGGGCACAGAGGUUGGAGCAGGAGCUGCUGGGGCAGGCCAAGGGGGAGGCUUUGGAAGUCAACAUGGAGAGGUUUGGCUCCUGAGCACAGCUCCAGCCCCCAGCACCCCCCAGCGCCGCCAGCACCAUGGUGCAUUGGACAGCAGAGGAGAAGCAGCUCAUCAGCAGCGUCUGGGCCAAGGUCAACGUGGAGGAAUGUGGUGCUGAGGCCCUGGCCAGGCUGCUGAUUGUCUACCCCUGGACCCAGAGGUUCUUCUCCUCCUUUGGCAACCUCUCCAGCCCCACUGCCAUCCUUGGCAACCCCAAGGUGCGAGCCCAUGGCAAGAAGGUGCUGACCUCCUUCGGGGAGGCCAUCAAGAACCUGGACAACAUCAAGGCCACCUACUCCAAGCUGUCUGAGCUGCACUGUGACAAGCUCCACGUGGACCCUGAGAACUUCAGGAUCCUGGGAGAUAUCCUCAUCAUCGUCCUGGCUGCUCACUUCCCCAAGGACUUUGGCCCUGCCAGCCAGGCCACCUGGCAGAAGCUGGUAGGGGUGGUGGCACAUGCCCUGGCCCACAGGUACCACUGAAGCUCCUGGAGACACACAAGGGUCUGAAGCCCUCAAUAAACCAAACAUCUCCUCCA
Pogoniulus pusillus (Red-fronted tinkerbird) is the source of this 923-nucleotide messenger RNA. RefSeq names its product hemoglobin subunit epsilon-like. NCBI's taxonomy places the organism in Eukaryota, Metazoa, Chordata, Aves, Piciformes, Lybiidae. The transcript has 4 exons. Gene Ontology annotation, biological process: hydrogen peroxide catabolic process; oxygen transport. Gene Ontology annotation, cellular component: hemoglobin complex; blood microparticle; haptoglobin-hemoglobin complex. The coding region runs from base 424 to 867 and encodes 147 amino acids. Gene Ontology annotation, molecular function: oxygen binding; oxygen carrier activity; haptoglobin binding. The record is from RefSeq and is a predicted model, not a curated record.